Messenger RNA from Pungitius pungitius (ninespine stickleback), 3939 nucleotides. RefSeq names its product ring finger protein 216 (gene rnf216). The transcript has 17 exons. Gene Ontology annotation, biological process: proteasome-mediated ubiquitin-dependent protein catabolic process; protein linear polyubiquitination. Lineage: Eukaryota; Metazoa; Chordata; Actinopteri; Perciformes; Gasterosteidae. Gene Ontology annotation, cellular component: LUBAC complex. Gene Ontology annotation, molecular function: zinc ion binding; ubiquitin-protein transferase activity; ubiquitin binding. Bases 126 to 3425 code for a protein of 1099 amino acids. The record is from RefSeq and is a predicted model, not a curated record.
GAUUCUGUUCUUGUUUUGGCAGUUUGUUUCGAUAUUAACGGUCUGUCAGUCCCUCUAAGAAGGCGUUUUAUAUUGGUUGUCCAACACAAAUCUGCGAUGGUAUUGACUAAGCAGUGAGUCUGUGUAUGGGCUUAUUCAGGGAUAAGCUUAGUUUCACGAUGGCAGAUGGAGGUAGUGAUGAUGAUGUCAUUCACCUGGCAAGCUUCAACGUCCACCGCAGCCAAGGCUCUCGUUCCCGUAAGAGGGAGCUCAUCACCAUCUCCGAUGACUCCGACGAGGAGCCUGUGACUCUGAUACCUGGCAGCCCUGUCUUAGUCCCAGAUGACGACGACAUCAGCAUAUUGGAGCCACUGACUCCUGCGCGCCGCCAUGUGAUUCGCCCCGCGGCAAAGUGGAGCGGGCCCUCGCACAACCCCGUUCAAGCUGUAGGUCACAGUAGCACAUCUUCGGGGGGUCCCACGGGGGACCCUGGUUCAACCCCCCCUACCUCCAGAGAUGCCCAGCCCCCUGCAGUAAGGCCAGCCGUAGGGUCACAGACUCCGGUGCAGUCAAGCUCCUCUGGACACAAACAGCAGCAACCCGGCUCUCUAUCGCACAUCCUCUCUCAGCCAAAACACAACACAAACUCUCAGCAGCCGGCCGGUACGUCAGCGCACACGAAAGUGGAACUCCAUGCCGUUCCUAUCCAAACCCCAUCUACCUCUGCAGAUGCCAACACAGCCAGAGAACCUGUACCUGCACUUGGUCCGCCGGGCGGCUCCUUGCAGCUCGCGGCGGCCGAGCCCCAGCCGAGUAUCUUGAAAAAUGCCACACACUUUUCUUCUGCGAUCGCGUCAAGUUCCUCCUCCCAGACUGAAGAAAAGGCGAGUACCAGCACUCAGUCACACAACGAUCCUCAGGCAGGCGCCUCGGCUGCACAGUCUCACGCACGAACAGCGCCUCAGCCCAGUACUUCUGCACCCCUCCAGUCCAGUGGGCCCAGCGCCCCGCAGCCCCGCCUUGCCCAGGCCAACGAGGUGAAACUGGCCAUUCUUCCCCAGCAGCUGAGCAUGCAAGCCUCGGCCCUCGCCACCCAACCACAGCUGCGGCUCAGGUCGCACAACGUGCUGCGGCCCGUGUCGCUCAAUCUGAUGCAGGGCAAUCUCAUUCAGAUUCAUCCCCAGCUCCUGGCCCAGGCCCCCGCCCAGCCUGCUGCCCAGCCCCUUCAACAUCCACAGGUGAUUCAGGUGGUCCCGCCGGCGGUGCUAAUAGCCGCGGCCCCGGAGAGACUUGGACCGUUGGAGGUAGGCCACCGGAUCAUCCUGGGGAGUCAGGCGACCGGGGGAGCCGUUCCUAAUCCGCUGCCUCAGGCCGGUGGCUCUGGCGCGCUCCCGACGGCCCGCGCCCUCCACAUCAGGGGGCCCAACGUGAACUCUAACCUUCCCGUCCCUCCGCCUCCCGCGGCCGCAGUCCCCCACGACGGCAGAGAGGCCCGUCAGAUUCCAAACCCAGACGGAGUUCAUCCCGCCCCCGGUCUGGUCGCGGCACCUUCCGCCCCGGAGGAAGUUCCCCGAAUUGAAGAUGCGAGGCCCGGUCCCUCCGCGCCGCAGAGGAGGGCGGAGCAGCCCCCCCACGUUAGAGCCCUCAUCGUUGGUGUUUUGGAUCUAUUCCCAGAUGUCCACGAAGACUAUGUAGCAGAACUGAUCAAAAAGAAUAAUGUGGAAGACUUGAAUGUUAUCUGUAACCUGCUGCUGGAGAACCCGGAGUAUCCGAGGGAAGGUACUGCAGCAGCCACAGCAGCUCCCACCAGCAUCCUGCUGGAAUGUGGGGACACGGAGACAGAGGUGACCGAGGACCUUUUCGACUAUCCCAAGCUGGCCACGGUGGGACCCGAGGCCAUCAUGCAGGCCGCCGACUUGCUCAUGGCAGAUUUCCGGAUGCUCAGCUGUCAGGACAUCAAAUGGGCCCUCAACGCCCUGAAGGGACACUAUGCAAUCACACGCAAGGCCUUAUGUGAAGCUCUGAAGAAGUGGCAGGAGUCGGGCGACCCCUCAGGAAAGCGUCGGCGGAGCAGGACCUCCUCGGAGCGCUGCUACGUGGAUUUCCAUUUCGAGCAUGGUUCCGUGAAGUUUGAGAAGAGGAUGUAUUUCUUGGAGAACGACCGGCGCUACUGCAGAACGUACAGCAGCAUGGAAGCGUCUGUGCAGAACGAGCUUUCAUUCUAUCAGCAGAAGGCCAAGGAAUGGGCAGAGCACGAGGACUUCCUCCUGGCUCUGCAGGUCAAUGAGGAUGAAUACAAGAAGGACGGCCAGCUGAUCGAGUGUGGCUGCUGCUUCGGGGAGUUUGCGUUCGAGAAGAUGACGCAGUGUUCAGAUGGUCACCUGUUCUGUAAAGAAUGCCUCGUCAAAUACGCUCAGGAGGCAGUAUUUGGCUCCGGAAACUCGGAGCUGAGCUGCAUGGAGGGCGGCUGCCCGUGCUCCUACCCAGUGUGUGAGCUGGAGAAGGUCCUCCCCGAGAACAUACUGUGUAAAUACUAUGAGAGGCAGGCGGAGGAGGCUGUCGCCGCCACCUGUGCUGAUGAACUUGUGCGGUGCCCGUUUUGCAACUUCCCAGCCUUGUUGGACAAAGACAGGUCUCUCUUUAGCUGUCCCAAUCCUCGGUGCCGCAAGGAGAGUUGUAGAAAAUGCCACGUCCAGUGGAAGCUGCACGUGGGCAAGACGUGUGAGCAGGUCCUGGAGAGGGACGAGAUCCGCAUGAGGGUGCUCUUUGAGGAGCGCAUGACGGCAGCUCGGGUGAGGAAGUGCGUGAAGUGCGGGACGGGCCUGGUCAAGUCGGAGGGCUGCAACCGGAUGUCGUGCCGCUGCGGCAGCUUCAUGUGCUACCUCUGCAGAGAGCCAAUCACGGGCUACAACCACUUCUGCCAGCACGCUCGCUCGCCCGGCGCUCCCUGCAGACACUGCCGCAAGUGCUCCCUCUGGACGGACCCCACGCAAGACGACGAGCGAAUCAUUCAGGACAUCCAGAAGGAAGGAGAGGCAGAGCUGAAUAAGAAGACUGCAGAUAAUUCAGGGAAGCGAGUCGGCCCUCCUCCAGAGCCCAUCACCGAGGUCAAACGACCACGGGUCGGCCCUCCGCACGAAAACCCCCCGAUCCCCAACCCCGCGCCCCCCCCUCAUCCGCAGGCGGUGCAAGCUCCACUCUUCGUGCCUCCACGCGGGCGCUACCCACCGGCUGCGCCCCAGGGCGGGAUGUACCACCAGGUGAUGAUCCCACGGCUGGCACCAGCCCCCUACGUGCCCCCCUUACAACACCUGCCCCCCCUGAACAAUAACAACAACAACCACCAUCACAUCCACAACCCUCCCGUCAACCCUCAUCACCACAACAUCGACAUGAUGGACCUGCCCAUGCACUAUGGACCGCAUCGUUACUACAGACGCUUCUAACACGUCGGCCUGUCCCCCCGAAUCACAUGUUCGCUCUCUGCAGUUACACUUCUCAUUUCAGUGCUGGUUUAUUUGAUACCUGACGUUAUUUUGUAUCUUUUUAGUGUGCAGCGUCGUUUUUUCUACCGCACUCCUCAUAGCUCGCGUGUGCUCAUGCAAAUGCUUUCAGAGCUGCCGCUCGACGCAUUCCUCUGUGUCGGGCUGAUAAAACACUCUGAAAUGAUAAGUGCAUCUGUGGAACGACACACACGUUAAGACACUUUGCCUUCUCUCGCUGAGCUUCAAUAAUGAAGAUCCCCUUGUUACAUGUUCCUUCUUUCAUCUUUUGUUUAUUCAUCAGGGUUUGAACUGAUGAAAGGUCUACAAUCUUAAAACAAUUUAUUUCCCGUUUAUUACUGAUAUUUUUGAUUAUGUGAUUACAAAGAUAAUAACCAUUAGCAUUCCCUUCUGUAUUUUUUUUGUGUAACAAGUGUGAGACCACACGAUUUUGUAAUAAAGUUUUAUGUUCACAUUG